Acanthocheilonema viteae is the source of this 1695-nucleotide messenger RNA. NCBI's taxonomy places the organism in Eukaryota, Metazoa, Nematoda, Chromadorea, Rhabditida, Onchocercidae. The record is from the annotation of a GenBank genome assembly.
AUGGAUGUUGUUGAUGGUCAAAUUAUCAGUACAUUGCGUCAUCUUGACCCGAACUUUUUUGAUGGCUUUCAAGAGAUUCCGACCAGUGUUGCAGAGCUUGGUAUCGAGAUCUUUUAUCAAGCCAUUGUAAUGUUAGUAUGGUCAUGCAAACCGAGUACGAGGAAGGAAAUUCCAUCAAGACUGCUUCCCCAGAAUAUGUCUGCAAAACUCCGAUGCGUUAUAACCGUUGUCGAUGCAAGCAUUGGUGUGCGUGAUCCCAUAGAUUAUCAUAUGUUACUCUAUGGAAGAAGCAAAGAGUUGCGUAAUAUUCUUAUUGGUCUCAUGGAAAAAUUACCCAAAGAUUCUCCGGUGGUUAUUUCUACAGAAGGCAUGUGUUGUGAAAUAAUUUUUGUUUUACACCAAUAUCCACUCAGAGACCUAAUACAAUCAGCUAUCCGUGGCGAGGAAGAUAAAAACGGGUGUCUUACACAGUAUAGUUCAGCUCAAAAGGAAGCAUGGGCCUUAUCAACAAGAGUCGAUUUCGUAGGUUUCUGUGGUGAUAUUAUGUCAGCUUUACAAUUUGAUGAUUGGCGAUACCACCACAAAGCAUUCAUUUGUUCCUUGCUGGAAAACAACGCCAUGAACAACAAUAGAGUACAAAGUUAUCAGUCAGUUAGAGAUGAAAUUUUAAAAAUCCUGCAACUCAAACGUUUCAUUAUUAACAAAGGAAUGAAACCACAAUUGAAACCUAAACCAGUUCUUCCUCCAGAAUUGCAAAAGAAGGAAAAAACAAAAAAUGAACAAGAAAUCAAUGAAGUUUCGAAAGUGGAUGUUGAAAAAAGUGAAAUGCUUAACAAAUUGCUCAAUGAAGUUAUGGCUUUGACAGCAUAUGUAGAUCGUAAAAAAAUUUCUAAGACUAAGAUGCAAAAUGAUGAAGUUGAACGAUUAUUAAUUUUACGAAACAAAAAGUUUCAAGAGGCUGAAAUUGAUGGACGACUGGAAAAACUGUUGGGAAAUCCGAAUGCUGUCUUGAAACUUGAGAAUUAUGUUGAUGGAAGUAAUGGAAGGAUGCAGCAUCUUCAAAAUCUGUGGUUGAAAGCUAAAGCAGAAAAAGAUGAAGAAGUGAAGAGAGCACGGCUAACUGCUUUAUCAUCGGAUUUUACCCUUCCGCACUGCAGUCAAGAAACUUCAGCGCAGGAUAUAAAACUGAUUGAGAACGAACUUGCUGAUAAAAAGAAAACCCUGGAAAAACUGAGAAAACAGGUCGAAUCACGGGAAGAAAAACAAAUUAAUCGAAGUAUUUAUACGAAGCACAUAUUUGACAUUGUUGGCAACAUUGGAAAGCAGCAAAAUGAAAUUAACAAGAUUGCGGUUGAAAAUUUCACUCUUCAGAAGGAGAUCAGGUCGAGUGCGGGGAAAUUGGAGCGUUCGUUCAUUGUAGUUGAAGGAAAACUGUACAAGGACGUUCAGAAAGAUGCAUCUAUGCAAAAAGCGUACAGGUUAUUGAUGAAAAUUCAUGGUGAGUGUUCUUGUGUUAUCACUGGCAUUGAUUCUGCUGGACAACUUGAACGAGAAAUUGAAGAGCUAAACGAUCAAAUUGCUAUUCAACAUCAAAAGAACACCGAUGAAAAACUUGAAUGUAUUGUUAACGACUGGAUGGAAAUAAAAAAAGAGAAUAUGACUUUGGAGAAAUUAUUAAAAGAAUCUGAUACUUAA